AUGUCCUUCGAGCGACCAGAGGCAGGCAAACCCCUAGCUCCCUCCCGACAGAAGAAGCGGCGAGAACAGAGCCCCUCUCCCCUCAACAACAGGACCAACAACCAGGACACGAGCCCUGCAGACACAGAGGAAGUGCACAAUGAUCCCGAUAACGUAUCCGCAUUAGGAUCAGAGGACGACGAAGAGGCUGCUGUGCGCUGGCAAGAGGUCAUAGCAGCCAGGACUGAGGAGGAGAUUAGGCGCUACAAGGAGCUGCCGACCAAAACCCGUACGAGGGCUGAGGCUCAACACGAUGAGGAUCUGCACAAUCUCCGAACAAGGAGGAUGCGGGAGACUCAAUCGAUAGCCGCUCAAGCACUGGAACUGACGCAGCAACCUGCCUCGGAGACACAGCAACAGGUGUGUCGAGCCUCGAGAAGAGACAAGGAUGGGAUGGGCGAGCGAAUCGGACCGCCGUCGCCGCCUUCAGGAUCGUCAAGCGGCACUUGUGACAAAUCGAGGGUGCAGCAAGCUAUACUUUUCAGCUCCGGACAUGUAACUAUACCCACCCUCAAACGAACAGACACGGAUACAUUCACGACCUCGACGAAAUCACCAUCGCCUCCACCCAACACACAUUGGCGGGAUUUACAGAGGCAGCGAGGGCGACUCAAUCUUGAUUUCAGCCGCCUUGACACACAUUACAUUCUGACCCAUGAGUUCAUUGACGAUGUGAACGCAAUGCUCGACUCCAUCAGCGGCUGGCCGGAGGCUCAGUUCCAGGAUAUCAAGUAUGCCUUUCAGGAAGAUUGUGACAAUCGAGGCCGGACGAUCGAAUUCGUCGACCUGGGCAACAGGCGAUGGGGAGUUCGACUCCUGGAUCCUUUGAGAACUUCGAGGAGAGACUCUGAGCCCAUUGCAGAGCGUUCAACUACUCCUUCAGACUCACCGCCAUCGCCGCCGUCGCCAAGACUCCGCCAGCUGGACGAGGACGUUCCGUCGUGGAACUCUGAUGACGAGCCACUCGAUUGCGAGUGUUCUCAUGUCCGCGAUGACAUGGAACAAGACGAUGAUAUCCCGGGAUGGAUACGUGAAUAUCAGGAGCAUCUCAGGAGUCGUCAGCGUGGAACUAGCUCUAAGCAGGCGCAGCAGACGCAACAAAGGGAGAAACCUAGAUCGCACCCGAUAUCAACCCCAGAACCGACCCAGAGAUCAGUACCCGAAGAGCGCAGUGCUGCAGAAGCAGUACCAAGGACUCGGAGCAUUUCCACUCGUGUGCCCAUCCCUCAGAUAAGGCAUGCUCAUGAAAGACCGAUACAUCCAGACGCCACAGGCAGUCGCAGAUGGAUAGGCCCGGACCUAUUUCCAGUGGGCAUGACUCCGCCGAAGGCGCAGAAGGAGCAAAGGAAUGACCAGAAACUGUUGGAGGAGCUGUUCAAGAAGAAGUGA
Messenger RNA from Didymella exigua CBS 183.55, 1428 nucleotides. RefSeq lists its product as uncharacterized. Bases 1 to 1428 code for a protein of 475 amino acids. The record is from RefSeq and is a predicted model, not a curated record. The transcript has 2 exons. NCBI's taxonomy places the organism in Eukaryota, Fungi, Ascomycota, Dothideomycetes, Pleosporales, Didymellaceae.